GACAGCCAACGCUUAUAGUCAGCGGCUGUAAGCAGUAUCCUGAAAUACAGGAUUAGCUGCCUUCCUUUUCUUCUAGGUGGGAGGGGGAAGGUGAAGUAGAUGGGUUUACAAAAGUUAAGCCCAUAACACCUAGUUGCAGUUGGUUACUUCAAGUAGCCUCAACCAGAAGUGCUGGAAGUAAAUAUUUACUGAUGUAGAUAUUUUGGUAGUCGUCAGUGGCUCGUUCAACUUACUGGUUGGACCAGCCCUAGCAGUGAUCUUGUCAGAUACUUUUGACUUGAUCAGCCUUCUACAGACCCCGGUGCCGUCCCAACAAAAGAAACAGGGGGAGAGUGUAGUGCGAGUGCACUCUUUGACCUGUUGACACAUGAAGUGCUGACGUCACUGGUCUGUGAGCACAUCUCGGGGAGUUCGAGAUCAGUUCAGCUGUAGAAGAAGCAAGUCGUACUUUGAUAUACUGCUUAAUAAAAGACCUCACGUGUGCUUUCCCUAAAGUUAAUGGUAUGAUCUGGAAUGAGUGACAGUGAUAGCCUUUCACUUUCCCCACAACCACGUACACCUUUGCCGGCUGUGGAAUUGGUUGAGCAUGAGGAUUUUUCUUUUCCAAGGCGUUCUAUCAGACAGUCGUCCCCGUCCCUUUCCGUGCAGUUCGACAGUGACGAGGAUUUGUUUUCUUCGCCAAGGGCAAGGCGUUUGACCAGAAAGUCAUCUACAUCCCUUUCCUCACAGCCAGUUGUAAUUGAUCAGCAAAGUCCCUCCUCGAGUCAAAGAUCAACACAGCCACCAUCACCAGAAGUUGUGUGCAUAGGCUCUGACUCUGAACUUGAAUUCUAUGAACUGACUCAGCUUCAGGCAGUUCCAAGUCCUGUCUUUCCAAGCAAAAAGAUAAUUUUGUCAAGUGGUCCGGUUCCAGGCUUUCCAUCUUGGUUCAACAUCAAAUACAGUGGCGACAGGUCAAUUUACUCAUAUGAACUUCUACGAGAGCUGAAAAACGGUGACUUGAAACUUCUUUUGUAA
This is a messenger RNA of Mya arenaria, 1017 nucleotides long. RefSeq lists its product as uncharacterized. Lineage: Eukaryota; Metazoa; Mollusca; Bivalvia; Myida; Myidae. The transcript is spliced from 5 exons. The record is from RefSeq and is a predicted model, not a curated record. The coding region runs from base 514 to 1017 and encodes 167 amino acids.